GGAAACAAUCACACAUGAGCUUCUCCGAACCUCGAGUUCGAAGAAUCGAUCGUUGUUCAGUGCAUACUUGUAUUGAUCACGAAACCUAUUUAUAGCCCUCUCACAAGUUGAUUGUUGGAAGCUGCACACACAAAGUCUGAUAUGCUCCAAGAGUUGUUGCAGCUCCAUCUUAUUUUCGCCGUCGCCGUUGCGGCCCCUACCACUACACCACCGGCAACUGCCCAUUUUUCAACGGCCUCUACGCCGUCAACAAGUGAAGUUAUAGCAUCCACAAACACGACUGUUCCUGAGAAUUCAACCGCCACAGGGAGUACCACAUUACUUCAUUGGAGACAUGACUUUCCAUCCGCCGCUCAUAGGGUGCGUGGUCGCAUAAUCUUGGCUAAUACACGUGCCGAGGGUAGCGAGGACUGGGGACUGACUGCGGAGGAAGCAGAGAUAGCAUGCGACCGUAUUGCGAGAUACCAGUCGGAAUUCGCUCCACACAACCUUCUUAGCGCAAUCGUGCGGAGGUUACUCCCGAGAAGGCGAACAUUGAAAGUUCCACCCAUGGAAGGACAUCUUCUCUCUGUUGGCUCAGGGCAAGAAGUGUUAACACUUUCCCAUCUGUUGUCUCCCCUCCCAAGUGGUGCUUACUGGACUGGCGGAAAGCUGGUACGAUAUAGGGUGAACAGCAUGAAACGAAACACUUUUAAGGACCACAUUGUUUUGACCUGGUCAGAUGGACGCGUCGGUCAACCCAGUGUUUUGGGUAUGACCAGAGAGGACGAAGAAAAACUUCGAGAAGGGUAUAAUUACUGCCUCGCUCUUAAUCUUGCAGACGCAGCAUGGCAAGCCCGGGACUGCGCCGAUCUCUUGCCUUAUGCGUGCGUUAUCACCCCAAGGCAGGUGGGAUUUUCAAAUGAGGCUGAAGGUAAGGUGACCCCGUCAUUUACCAGCACUGCAUCAACUCUGAGCACUGAAACAAAUAGUGCCGAGGAAACAACAACAGAACCGUCUACAGAAGCAACCACAACAACCACAGUUCCACCACAGGAGACUACAACUACAACCGGAAUUCAGAAGGCACCAAAUACGGAGAAGGUGACAUCAAUCGCCACUAAGUUUAGAACAGCAGCCGCACAAAACGGUACGUCAACCGUGGCACUAUUGGCAGCUGUUCAAUCAAACAGCAACAUGACUAGCACCACAUCGUCCGGUGGAGCAACCGAAAGCUCCAGCACGUUGUCGGGGAGCAAACUCUUGCAAGAAGGGGUGAUUGCAGCUGGUAUCACAGUCACUCCAGAGGAAAAUGGAACAACAACCGUGGUCACAAUAUCGACAAAAAAUGAAAGUCAAGUUUCAGGACGCAAGCAAGUAGCCGAAAUCUCAGUGAGAUCUGGAAGCACAACCAAUUCAAGUGAACCCACUGAGCCAAUGCUGAAAGUUGCGGGCGGUCUUCUGCAAGAAACAGCAGUCGCAACGGAAACCGGGUCACCACAAGCCGGCUUCACUACUCCAGUCACAGUUGUUGGAUCCACGGAAACAAGUGAAUCGAUUUCCGCUCCAGCUGCAGCUGAGUCCGUAGCAGUAGAGCCCGUAGAACAACAGCAGAGCUCGGAAGGGAUCUAACGAUUAGAUUUGCUACAGUGGUGUUUCAUUUAAUAAUCUGACUUCCAUAAGUAAUGAAUUUGAAGGUGUUAUAAUAUCUUAAUUUGCUACCAGGAGAACAAAGCUGUUUAGUGAUUUUCGUACGAGCUAUAAGCAUUCUAUUCCUGUCAUUGGUUGACAUCAUUGGUCCCAAUCUAAUACAGCUCCAGCUCUAAAUAAUCGGUUUGGCCAGAAAAUUCCAAGAUAUCAGUGUCAACAUUUGCCUUCAGAAUGACUGAUUGGUCCCACAAUUAGCCUCCGGUUUUACUGUGUGGUUCCAAUACAUCAGAUACUAGACUAAUUCUUGAAGUGAGCCAGCAAAGACAAGUAACUACUUCCACUAAUGUGCCAGAACUUGCUUUGUUGGGUCCUUGUAAUCUGGUCGAUGGAUCACACACAAACAUUAAAAGGACGCAAGUCACACGUUCUGGAAUAGUCCGAAAAGGUUUACGUUCACCUGAGCUAUUUGCAAGCAGGCAACUGAAAACCGGCGCUGGUGGAGUUGAAGAAGGAAACUGGAAACAAGGCGCACUCUACCAUCCUUGCGAAUUCGGUAGCGAAACAAAGCAAACAGGCGCUACGGUGCUUCCAACAAACAACGGCUGAUUAGAGGGAUACACACAGAGAUGAAUUAUUGCACUGAGACUUGCUGAUGUGGCGGGAAUGGCAGACUCGUGAUAUCAAACUUGGAGUAUCCGUCUACCUUUUGACAAGCACCGUUCCUAACAAUUGAAAAGAAGGCACGGAAGUGACUGGAAUAAGGUGUGUUGUUGCGACUUACAAUGGUCCCGUGUAUUCGAUAAAAUAUGACACCGGACGACGCGAAUCUAUCUAGGGAAGGAUUUGAGGGAUCACUCGACGGAGCGGCGUGUUGAAUCCAACCGUGGCGCGGUGUAUAAGUAUUGGUUUGUGUAGAGUCAGACAACCAAAUUCAACAUACACUUUAGUAAUCUACAACCAGUAAGUGUCAACUAAGGUGAUAAAUUAAUUUGGUAUUUUACCCAACAUACUCAAACAAACAGUGCGAAUCUCCAGAUCUCUACAAGGGGGAUUUAUUAGCAGUGGGGAAUAGCAGAUGAGAAAGUACAUACAGAAAUAAGAAUGAAACGCAAUUAGAAUAGCACCGACAGCGUGGCAAAUCGCUCAGUCUGUUAAACCAAUGGUUUAUGAUCGGUCAAAAAGCAUGGGUUCAAUAAUUCUCCUAGAUUGGUAUUGAUGUAAGAUGGCCAGUUCUGUUUGCGGGCCAAAGUGGGACGUUUAACCCAACUGCGCCGUUGUUUCAGCAUAUGCAGACCGUACAAAAAAUUGAAAAACUAUGUACCUACAUGUAUUGCUUCACUGCAACAACAAAGAGCACUUGCGUCCUUAGUCAUUACACUGGCUGCGGUACUGAAGUUGAUAUGCUGAUUGACAUUGUAUCAGCUGGGACCACAGUUGUAGAGCAAUAAUAAAAU
Messenger RNA from Dicrocoelium dendriticum, 3083 nucleotides. The record is from the annotation of a GenBank genome assembly. Lineage: Eukaryota; Metazoa; Platyhelminthes; Trematoda; Plagiorchiida; Dicrocoeliidae.